UUAUGCAGCAAAAGUGAAAGUAAGACAGACCAGGAAACGUUUAAGACGUGUACGAGGCUGUAAGAUUAGAUUUUUUAAAAACAUCGACUUCCUAACACAGAGAGAACCCCACUAAACCUCACUGAGGGAUAAUAAGCUGUCAUUGUGCCAUACAGGAAAGUCUGUUACCGAAGGCGCUGAACAGCUGAUGGAGUCUAUCAUCAGAGACUUUGAGACCUCUGUAUCACUGAAGUUGGGUCUGUGUGCAGAAUAUACAGAAGUAAGACCACAUGGCUUCUACAACACGGUCUGCCUCAGAUUACGUCAAGAAUCACAGAUCCCGCCUUGUGGGAAAAUUAAAGAAUCUCUCAGUGAUUCUGGAGAACUUGAAUCAGGAGAACUCGGAUAAGAAACAAGUUUUAAGUGAUGAGGAGGUCUGUGUAAUAGAAGCAGAGAAAACUGACUACAAUAAAACCAGAAGAAUACUGGACUCAGUCAUAAAAAAGGGGGCAGCAGCCUGCUAUGAGUUCCUCAGGAUUAUUUACAUGACGAGGAAGAGGACAUUAGAUCCUGACCUGUACCACUGGAUCAGCUGCUUUCCUUUCAAGGAAGACCCACAAAUGGAUACAAGCUACUUACAAGGCUCAAGGCCGUGCCACCGAUAUCAGGGAAAGUUGAAGUCAAAAGCACAAAAACUAUCAGAUAAGUUUUGGAUGGCAAACAAAAAUCUGUUUAAAGGAAACAACAAGUCUGAUCUGUCGUACACAUCACUUGUGUUGGACACACAAGGAAAGGAUUCUCCAUCUAAAAUAAAGAAGUUAAAGAACAAGAAAAGCAAGAUGAGUCGCAAGAAAAAGCUACGGACAUACAUCCCUGAGGACAAAGCAGACAUUUCCCCCAUUGAUCUGCUGAAAACACAUCAAAACAUACUCCUGGUUGGUAAACCUGGAAUUGGAAAGACAGCACUCGCUCAUGAAAUGUUAAAACUCUGGGCAGAAAGAGACAACGAGACGCUCGAUUACAUGUUUUACUUUGACAUGAGAGAAACAUCCGACAUCAGGAAGGACACGAGCUUGGAGGAUCUUCUCUUCAGUGUGUUCAGUGAACCAGAUGAAGGCAAAGAAGAGGUCUUACAGGACAUUAAGCAGAACUCUGACAAUGUUACACUCAUCUUUGAUGGAGUCACAGAUCUGUCUUCAUCAGUGGUGAAGAGACUUGUAGAGAAGGACCUACUACCUGAUGCUAAAGUCAUCGUGACUUGCAGACAGGAUGAUGACGAAGAGUUUGUUUCUGAGGACUAUCUCAGAGUGGAAGUGAAAGGCUUUAGUGAGCAGACUAUAAAAACAUACUUAUUUGCAAUGCUCGGUGAAGAACAGAAGAAGGUUUUGAGCAAUGUGGAGUUGUUAACUCUGUGCCACGUCCCAAUGUAUGCACUGAUGGUGGCUGUCUGCUUUUCAUUUGAGACGCCAGAAGACUCUCCACAGCCAUGCACCAUUACUGAAAUCUACAUCAAUAUCGUUCGUUUUUGCCUUCAAAUGAACAGCAGCAACACAAAAGAGAAAGAUCUAAAUCCCUUCAUCAACUACAAGAGUAAGGAAAUACUGUCUUUGGCUGAGGCUGCUUUUCAUGCAACUGAAGGAAAAACUGUGAACUUGACAGAACAUCCCUGUAAGGACAGCUGUGUCCUUGGCUUUCUGAAAGCACUUUUUAUCAAAGUCGCCCACACUGAGACAAAAGCCACAUGUGCAUUUCUCCAUUACACAAUGCAGGAGUUUUUUGCAGCUCUGUGGCUCUUGAAGAAUCCAGAAAAGAUCAAGGAAGUUUUUCAGCAAUGCCUCACUGAGGAGAAGAAACACAUGAAACAUCUGAUCCCAUUCAUGUGUAGAUUGUUGAAUGAGAAGAGCCCCAGUUUGAUGAAUUGUCUGAUUCUAGCUCAGGAGCUCAAGAAUACAUCUAAAUGGUUCUUCAAGGAAAUGAUAACCACAUUUUCCAACAGUGGGCUUAAGGUGGACAUACUCUUCUUCUGCCAGUGUUUGUAUGAGUCCCAGUGUCCUGAAGCAUGCGCCCACCUUCUGGACAAACUGGGCUACCAUCUUGAUCUGAGUGGAGAGAGUCUCGAUCCUUACCCUUGCUGUGCUGUGGCCUAUGUGGUCACUCAGUCAAAGGAGAGGAAAAUAUCCCUGGACCUUGAGGACGUCACGGUGUCAGAACAAGGAAUGACACGACUAUUUGGAUGCCUUGAAAAUGUCCAAUGGUGUGACCCUCUGCCACAGCAGCUGUGGAGGAUUUGUCUUCUCAGUGAAGGGCAGAUGGACCCCAUCAGCUUACUUGGCCUUGAUGGAAAUCGGCUGCACCUUCCAGUUGAGGGUAAAAGACAGCUGUUUGAAAGAGCAGUCAAAGUCAUGCAGAAGAUUACUACGAAGGUUAAUGUCUGCCUCCACUGGGAAAGGAAAACUCCUGUCUGCCAGAGUCUGUGUGAGUCUCUCAUUGAGGCUCUGCCUUACAUCAGCUCACUCAGCUUCAGGAAGACCUACAGAGGUCCAGGAUCUCAGAACCAGGAGCAAAGCCACGGGACACUGGAGAGAGAAGAAAAGCAGCUGUUACUGGAUUUAUGCCUGAAAGCUGCAAUUCACGAAGGAGAACGCUUUCACAAUGUAGUGAAUAUGCUCAUCUCAUUGUUUUCUGUUAGCACGGACUUACAUAACAUCCUUCUUGAUUUUUAUCAUCAUGUCAAGAGUGAAGGGUUUUCGGAUGUCAUUCCAAAACUCAGUCCACUUUUCCAGUCAGCUGCUGCAGUCUGGAUCAUAAACCUCUCAGAGAGAAAGAGCUCCAUCCUCCUGGAAGUGCUGAAACUCCAAUCAGAGAAGAAACAAGUGGAGCUGACAGGCUGCUCAGAUGAAGAGAGUGAAGUGAGGAGUUUCCUACAGUGUCUGCCUUAUAUCUCACAGCUCGGUGUUUCUCGGUGGUCAGAUCUUUCUAAAGGAAUCAGGUUCUUUGUGAAUCUGUUCUGUGCAGCAGCAGAGAGAGAACAGCAGACAGGAGAGAAGACACUGGAGCUGUUAUCAUCAGUGUGCAGAUAUCAAACAUUCCCUUUAAAAUAUGAGGAGGAUUAUGAUGAUGUCGACUUAAAUGAAUAUCAGAGUAAUUUCCUGCUGGAUCUGUACUCCCACCUGAAGGACUAUGAGACUAAAACAGGUCUGAGUCUCCUUCCAUCAUUACAGUCAGUUUUCCAGUCAGCUCCUGCAGUCUGGAUCAUAAACCUCUCAGAGAGAAAGAGCUCCAUCCUCCUGGAAGUGCUGAAACUCCAAUCAGAGAAGAAACAAGUGGAGCUGACAGGCUGCUCAGAUGAAGAGAGUGAAGUGAGGAGUUUCCUACAGUGUCUGCCUUAUAUCUCACAGCUCAGUGUUCCUCGGUGGUCAGAUCGUUCUAAAGGAAUCAGGUUCUUUGUGAAUCUGUUCUGUGCAGCAGCAGAGAGAGAACAGCAGACAGGAGAGAAGACACUGGAGCUGUUAUCAUCAGUGUGCAGAUACAAAACAUUCCCUAUAAAAGACUGGGAUUUUAAUGAAUAUCGGAGUUAUUUCCUGUUGGAUCUGUGCUCCCACCUGAAGGACUAUGAGACUAAAACAGGUCUGAGUCUCCUUCCAUCAUUACAGUCAGUUUUCCAGUCAGCUGCUGCAGUCUGGAUCAUAAACCUCUCAGAGAGAAAGAGCUCCAUCCUCCUGGAAGUGCUGAAACUCCAAUCAGAGAAGAAACAAGUGGAGCUGACAGGCUGCUCAGAUGAAGAGAGUGAAGUGAGGAGUUUCCUACAGUGUCUGCCUUAUAUCUCACAGCUCAGUGUUUCUCGGCGGUCAGAUCAUUCAGAAGAAAUCAGGUUCUUUGUGAAUCUGUUCUGUGCAGCAGCAGAGAGAGAACAUCAGAAAGGAAAGAAGACACUGGAGCUGUUAUCAUCAGUGUGCAGAUAUGAAAAACUCCCUCUCAAACAGAAAUGGUGUGAUUUCCUGCUGGACCUGUACUCAAAUGAUCCUGAAACAGGUCUGAGUCUCCUUCCAUCAUUACAGUCAGUUUUCCAGUCAGCUCCUGCAGUCUGGAUCAUAAACCUCUCAGAGAGAAAGAGCUCCAUCCUCCUGGAAGUGCUGAAACUCCAAUCAGAGAAGAAACAAGUGGAGCUGACAGGCUGCUCAGAUGAAGAGAGUGAAGUGAGGAGUUUCCUACAGUGUCUGCCUUAUAUCUCACAGCUCAGUUAUGUUCCUGAUUGGUUAGAUGAUCAUUCAGAAGAAAUCAGGAUCUUUGUGAAUCUGUUCUGUGCAGCAGCAGAGAGAGAACAGCAGACAGGAGAGAAGACACUGGAGCUGUUAUCAUCAGUGUGCAGAUAUCAAACAUUCCCUUUAAAAGACAUGUAUGAUGAUGAAUAUCAGAGUGAUUUCCUGCUGGAUCUGUACUCCCACCUGAAGGACUGUGAGACUAAAACAGGUCUGAGUCUCCUUCCAUCAUUACAGUCAGUUUUCCAGUCAGCUCCUGCAGUCUGGAUCAUAAACCUCUCAGAGAGAAAGAGCUCCAUCCUCCUGGAAGUGCUGAAACUCCAAUCAGAGAAGAAACAAGUGGAGCUGACAGGCUGCUCAGAUGAAGAGAGUGAAGUGAGGAGUUUCCUACAGUGUCUGCCUUAUAUCUCACAGCUCAGUGUUUCUCUGUGGUCAGAUCUUUCUAAAGGAAUCAGGUUCUUUGUGAAUCUGUUCUGUGCAGCAGCAGAGAGAGAACAGCAGACAGGAGAGAAGACACUGGAGCUGUUAUCAUCAGUGUGCAGAUACAAAACAUUCCCUUUUAACGUUGAGGAGGAUUACGAUGAUGACGAUGACGACUUAAAGGAAUAUCGGAGAGAUUUCCUGCUGGAUCUGUGCUCCCACCUGAAGGACUAUGAGACUAAAACAGGUCUGAGUCUCCUUCCAUCAUCACAGUCAGUUUUCCAGUCAGCUGCUGCAGUCUGGAUCAUAAACCUCUCAGAGAGAAAGAGCUCCAUCCUCCUGGAAGUGCUGAAACUCCAAUCAGAGAAGAAACAAGUGGAGCUGACAGGCUGCUCAGAUGAAGAGAGUGAAGUGAGGAGUUUCCUACAGUGUCUGCCUUAUAUCUCACAGCUCAGUGUUUCUCAGCGGUCAGAUCUUUCUAAAAGAAUCAGGAUCUUUGUGAAUCUGUUCUGUGCAGCAGCAGAGAGAGAACAGCAGACAGGAGAGAAGACACUGGAGCUGUUAUCAUCAGUGUGCAGAUACAAAACAUUCCCUUUUAACGUUGAGGAGGAUUACGAUGAUGAUGAUGAUGAUGACGAUGACGACUUAAAGGAAUAUCGGAGAGAUUUCCUGCUGGAUCUGUGCUCCCACCUGAAGGACUAUGAGACUAAAACAGGUCUGAGUCUCCUUCCAUCAUUACAGUCAGUCUUCCAGUCAGCUGCUGCAGUCUGGAUCAUAAACCUCUCAGAGAGAAAGAGCUCCAUCCUCCUGGAAGUGCUGAAACUCCAAUCAGAGAAGAAACAAGUGGAGCUGACAGGCUGCUCAGAUGAAGAGAGUGAAGUGAGGAGUUUCCUACAGUGUCUGCCUUAUAUCUCACAGCUCAGUGUUUCUCGGUGGUCAGAUCUUUCUAAAGGAAUCAGGUUCUUUGUGAAUCUGUUCUGUGCAGCAGCAGAGAGAGAACAGCAGACAGGAGAGAAGACACUGGAGCUGUUAUCAUCAGUGUGCAGAUAUCAAACAUUCCCUUUUAAAGAUGAUGAUGAAUAUCAGAGCGAUUUCCUGCUGGAUCUGUACUCCCACCUGAAGGACUAUGAGACUAAAACAGGUCUGAGUCUCCUUCCAUCAUUACAGUCAGUUUUCCAGUCAGCUCCUGCAGUCUGGAUCAUAAACCUCUCAGAGAGAAAGAGCUCCAUCCUCCUGGAAGUGCUGAAACUCCAAUCAGAGAAGAAACAAGUGGAGCUGAGAGGCUGCUCAGAUGAAGAGAGUGAAGUGAGGAGUUUCCUACAGUGUCUGCCUUAUAUCUCACAGCUCAGCUGUGAUCCCGAGUUCUUCCAGAGAGUGUGUUCACUGAUCUCUGUCAGAUCCAGAGAGGAGGCCGAGCAGUUGGCCUCUGUGCUGCAGCUGCUGGGCUUCAGCCUGCUGUUAACAGGAGACUUACGCAGGAAAACCUGCCGGUCUGUGGGGACAGUUGUCAGACUUUGUGGCUCUGAUGUAAAUCUCAUCCUCACACCAAGAAAGAUGUCUGUCAGAGGAGCCUCCCUCCUCUUUAGACGUACAACACAACUUCACAGUCUGAAGCUUUCCAUAGACAUGACCUUGUUAAUGUGUCGAUGGGUCAGAAGAGGGAGAGUGGCCUGUCGGCUGACUAUGGAAGAGCUUUCUCUCUCCUCUCAGACUGCCCAGCCAUCAGAGAGAGUGUUGUUGAAGGUUGUCAGUAGUUUGGCUUCCCUGCUGAGAUACUGGACAGUCAGACGGUUAGACCUGACGGAGUUCUGUGUUCCUGCUCAGGGUCUCAUUCCUCUGCUGCUUCAUGAUGGUCCUCUAACAAUCAAACUGAGUGAGAAGGUUUUGCAGCCGCUACUCUCCCUCCUCCAUGAAAUCCAGGAUGAGGCCUUGACCCGUUCCUUCUUGAGGAAGGUUGGUGGAGAGCUGACGUCCUGCUGUCUGAACUGGGAGCUCCUUCACUAUCUGCUGCUGCAGUCGUCAGCUCACACCAUCACUGUGAACAUGAGGAAGAACCGCUUCUUACAGGAGAGCGUCACACGUCUGCUUCCCUUUCUGGACAGGAUUGUGUUCAAAAGACCCUGUCCCAGCUUUGUGUUGACCACCAUCAGAGAGAUCUAUAAAGCUGGAGCCAGUCCCGUUAUACCCAGUUUACUGAGGUCAUUGGAUGAUGUCAUCAACCUGACCUGCAGAGAGAUGGACUCGGAGGACUUUGCUGCUCUGCUCUUCACCCUCAGACACAGUGACCGAGUUCAACUGAACCUCACGUGGACCUCCAUACCAGCAGGGGAAAUAAAGUCCAUCCUCUUAAUGCUGGACAAAGUCUCUCAUCUCAGUGUUGACAGGAAUCAGCUGCUGAGGUUGGUCCACUGCUGCGCUGCCUCUGAGGCCCAGCAGGGGGCAGCAGCCGACCUGCUCAGGACUCUGCAGCACAGGCUGGAUCUGUCCUGCUGCUCCAGUGUGGAGCUGGAUCAUCAGAGUGACUCUCUCAGUCUGACUGCUGAGGACUGCAGGGCCGUCUCCACCAUCCUGACACACAGCAGCAGAGACACACAGCUCAUCCUGCAGGACUGUGAGCUGGAGGACAGCGGCCUGGACCUGCUGUUUCCUGUCUUGCACAGAGUCCGUCUCAGAGCCAGUAAAGCUGUCCUCCUCCGGCUGGUGUCCCUGGUUCCUGUGAACAGUGAGAGGGACUCAGUGAGACGGGCAGUGUCCCUCCGUACAGCCCUGGAUGGAGAGCUGGACCUCAGUCACAGCACACUGGAUCAGAGGGCCUGUGGAGCUCUGGCCCUGAUGCUGGACUUCAGUGAAGAGCUGCCAGAGCUGGACCUGAGUCACUGUGGACUCACUGACCAGCUGCUGCUCACACUCAGCGCACAUCUGCACAAAGUACAAGUCCUGGACCUGAGUCACAAUAACAUCACGGAUGCUUCAGCUGACAUGUUACUGCGACUGUCCAUCAACCCCUCCACUGACACCGUGCGACUCUUUGGGAACAACAUUGUGGACAGAACCUCCUUUAAGGAAGACCAGCGCUUUGAGAUCUGGUGAAGCAGUCGUCAGUGUGUAAGAUCUCCUUCUACCACCUCAGGAACAUUUCCAAACUCCAUCUCACACUCUGUCAGAUGCAGAAUAACACUGUCCACAGCUUUGCCUCCUGAAGGUGGGACUACUGUAACGUUCUCGUCAUCAGGACUUCUAGCUGAGCCUUCGAGAACUUCACUACAUCCAGAACAGCGCCGCUAGGAUUCUAAUGAAGGUACGAAAAUACCACCACAUCACACCCAUCCUUCACUCUCUCCACUGGCUUCCUGUCUCGUUCAGGAUCAAGUACAACAUCUCGCUGCUCACCCAUCAGUGUAUCCAUGGAAACGCCCCUCCCUACCUCACACCACAAACCUCCUGACGUGACCUCCGCUCCAGAAACAAAGUCCUUCUUCUGCUCAGCCGCUCCUCUUCUGUGGAGUUCCUCCCAGACCACCUGAGGGCUCCUUCAGGGACACAAACAUAUUUCUCUUUCAGAAAGCCUUCUCCUAAACUUUGUAUUUUUAUGCUCCUGUUUUUUAAACCUGUUUUUAAUAUUGUUUACUCAUUAAAUGAAAAUAUGACUGUAUUGCCGGUACUACUACUGUCUUUGACGUCCGUUUCUGUGAAGGCCGAGAGCAGCCGGCAGUGUUUGAUAAUAACAAUCUGGAGAUCAGGAUUUAUCUCUUUUAUUUAUGAUGACUGAGAUUGUUCUGUUGGGAUCAUCUUUAUAAUGACUGUUUUUGUAUUUUGUGAUAACACGUCAGGAUCUCAGGAGAAUUAUCUUAAAAUGUGAAUAUGAGUAUGAUUUUAGUUUUGGUUUUAAAGAGACUGACUUUGUGUCAGGAACAGACCUCGUUCUGAGACUCGGUGACCCAGGUUCAUAUUUUCUGGAAAUGCAAUAACUAUUCUAAAGUCUUGUGAAAUGUAGAGCUCUAAAUAUGUUCAAUACAUACUUGAUAUGAAAGGGUCAAACGCCUGCAGCCACAUUAAAUGUAAUGCUGUAUUUUGACAUAUGUUUGAUUUACAGUAGUUAUUACAAUCAUGUUAGAGAGUAUUCAUCUUUUAUAACAGAAACCUACUGGUUCAUAAGGUCUUUACAAAAGUUGUUUUUGGAAAUAAUCUGAUUUAUGCAGCAUUUAGAAGUCUGUAUCUGUUGAGAAUGAAGCGUUUAAAGUGAACAACUGAGUUUGAACUUAAAUAAAAUGUGUCUUUACUCUUCUUGUCCA
Molecule: messenger RNA, 8950 nt
Organism: Sander lucioperca (pikeperch)
Lineage: Eukaryota; Metazoa; Chordata; Actinopteri; Perciformes; Percidae
Exons: 23
Coding region: 270-7748 (2492 amino acids)
Biological process (GO): regulation of apoptotic process
Molecular function (GO): protein binding; ATP hydrolysis activity
Source: RefSeq, a predicted model, not a curated record